GGCGGCACCUAUGGGAAGGCCUGUAAUCUGCCAGCAACCUAUGACAAAAUGGAAAACCGCAGGAGUGUGAGGAGACCUCAAAGUGGCACAUGGCAGAGUGGAAGCAAUGGGAGGCCGUACAGGGACCCAGGUCACACUGUGGGCCCAGCAGCAGCGUGACCAGGCGGUACGGGGGCCCAUGGCCGAUAUGGGGCCUGGCGGCACCUAUGGAAGGCCUGUAAUCUGCCAGCAACCUAUGACAAAAUGGACAACCGCAGGAGUGUGAGGAGAUUUCAAAGUGGCACAUGGCAGAGUGGAAGCAAUGGGAGGCCGUACAGGGACCCAGGUCACACUGUGGGCCAGCA
Staurois parvus is the source of this 344-nucleotide messenger RNA. The record is from the annotation of a GenBank genome assembly. NCBI's taxonomy places the organism in Eukaryota, Metazoa, Chordata, Amphibia, Anura, Ranidae.